AUGCCUCCGGAGUCCAAUCGGGGAUAUCUGUUGGCCGUGUCGCUGUUAUUGGUCGGUCUCCGUAAGGCUGGCUGCUCGACAUCCGCUCCUCAAUAUCCGGUCUGUAAACCGGGUCUCGAAUUUUGGUCGGUCGAGCGUGCCACCUGUUGGCCUUGCACCAGAUGUGUUCCUGAAUUCACUUUGAGCCCCUGCGCGAUUUACAAGGAUGCUAUUUGCGGCCCGCUCUCGGCCCUCGAGCUCGAUUGGUCUUUCCUUUCGACGAGGAAACGACCGGAAACUGGCCAAAGGAGCCUAGAUGCUGUCACCUCGAAGAUGUUAUGGAGAUUUCCGGACCUCGAGCAACAACAGAUUAGAGAGCAGUCGAAGGACUUCAUCGAUCGCGUAGAGAAUUUGGAGAAAAAUAUCGAACAGAAAACGAAGGACCAGAGGGCUGGCCAGCCUCAGCCAAGAAAAACAUCCGCUUCGGAAGACAGAAUCCUGUGGGAUUGGCAGACUGGAGCUCUGAUUCUUGCAGUCUGCGCGUGCAUUCUGUUCUUCUUGGUCGCAGGAUGUUCCGCUUUGGUCUACGUGAGGCAGUGGCGUCGAAUGAAGAAAAAUUUCGAGCCUGUGGGUUUAGAAGAGAUCUCGGCUCGACUGAAUCUAAUGGUGAAAGCGGAACUAGCCGAACUGGUUGCAGGUGCACCCGUGAACCCGGCUGAUCCCGAAAGGAGGUGUCAAUAUUUAGAGAAACUCUUAGGUAUGAUGAGGGAGACCCCUGUGACGGUCAGUUGGCCGGAAGUCACCGGGAAUUUUUACAUAGAGGAGGGCGAGACCCCGAAAGGGAAGAAGACGCAGAUCGCUAGAAUUCAUCGGAACAUCGAAACGAUUCUGAAUCAGAAUAAAUGUUCCGUUGACCUAUGA
Dufourea novaeangliae is the source of this 900-nucleotide messenger RNA. RefSeq names its product tumor necrosis factor receptor superfamily member wengen (gene wgn). NCBI's taxonomy places the organism in Eukaryota, Metazoa, Arthropoda, Insecta, Hymenoptera, Halictidae. Bases 1 to 900 code for a protein of 299 amino acids. The record is from RefSeq and is a predicted model, not a curated record. The transcript has 4 exons. Gene Ontology annotation, molecular function: protein binding.